Molecule: messenger RNA, 579 nt
Organism: Gongylonema pulchrum
Lineage: Eukaryota; Metazoa; Nematoda; Chromadorea; Rhabditida; Gongylonematidae
Source: the annotation of a GenBank genome assembly
CCACGAACUGAAUCAUUGUCCGAGGAGCUUACAUUGAAUCCUGUGGACAGGAAAGCUCCUCCGAACGAUGACAAUCAUUCACAGACGAUUCAAAUUGAUACUGAUUCGGCGCAUUCAUCAUCAGCAGAAGAUAUUUCGCAUUAUCAUGAUGAAAGCUCAUCGUUGACAUCGAUAGCAGCUAGCAGUACUUCUCAUGAGCAUUUCUCCAAAGAGGGCGCAUUUGCAAGCAAUGGAAUGAAGAAAUGCGAUAUUGUACGGCGAAAUAUGAACACAACUUUGGCAGAGACGAGAAGGUUAAGCCAGGACAGAUCUCAAAUGGGUAAAAACAGUGACUGCGUUAAUGAUGCAUCUACACGAAUGCGAGCAACGCGUGUGGAUGCGGAAGAUGUAAUUGAUCGCAUGCUAGCCGAAACAGUGAUCUAUGAUAAUGGUUCGGACGACCGAUCCGCCGAUCGAGGACUUGCGCUGUUUGUGUCAAAAGAUGGUGCAGCAGUGGUUGGCGCAAAUUCGUUGCUGUCCACGGAUUCUUUUGAGCGUGUACAUAUUUCUGAUGCAGGUUCACCACUAUCGACUAGUUGA